ACAAGCAUGUAGACGUCCGUCGCCGUCGGAGGCGACGCAAGACAGAAGCUCGAUUUCCUAUCACCACGGACGUCACACAAUGUUGCAGCGCGACUGAGAUUGUCAGGAAAGCCCGCGGCUCAUUUACCGACCAGUGAAUGGCACAGAAGCUCGUGCUGUGUGGAGUCAAUUUGUAGCUGGGACAGCGCGGAAAGGACAUAGCGGAUUCCCCCGGUGCGCUGCUGUACCAGUGUCGAACUCUGGAGGCCACUACAACCGCAGUGGCGACAGGAAGGUCUUGGCCACGCCAGAAGUCGUCUUCGCAGAGCAGAACUUUGCAACGCUUCAGGUUGUGGAACGUCGCUUCCGCAGGUUGUAGGACCUCGGUUAUCGGGAACAGCCUCGUCUGAAGAAGAUCGCGUGAGAGUUCGCCAGAGGCAGAAGUUGUUGCGCGGAACUGGGUUAGUGACGAGAAGAUCGUGUGAAACAUUGGGAUCGCUUGGGACCAGUAAGUUGCCCAGGGUGUCCGAAGCACGAUGUUCGCGUGACGACGUUCUUCUCAAGUGACGUUUCCGCCGUCCUCAAGGAGAUCUCAAGAUGCAGAUGGGAUCUAGUCGUACGCGCAAAAUCAGCGCUGGCUCGGUUCCGUGCGUGGUAUGUCGACACGCCAGCUUCGAUGUGAUGCCCGUAGGCCCCCGGUACGGCGGCUGCAUCGGCAGGCGACCUUCCAAGGCCAACCUCAUGCAAAGCCGCUUGCAGCACAACGCGAAUGGCCUGCUGCGUCUGACAGGCUACCGCAAACGGCGAGCGGACAUCUUGAGCGUGAUGGAGAACUACCGGCAGUCGACGCUGAGCCGGCUGACGGCCUGGUGCCUAUGGUUCGGCCACCUCAUUCUGCACCCGACCAGUGCCUGGAAGUCGAGCACGCUGUGGCACAAAGUGCAGCUAUUCUUCUGCUACAUUCUCAGCUGUAUAUCUGUGGGCUACCACGAGAAGAAGACACUGCUCGAGUGGGUCAGGAGCCGGGUGAAAAAUUAUCCCGUUCCUGACAACUUCUCUUCGGGCUGGAAGGACGGCAUCCUGCUGUGCGCGCUGCUCGAUUCCAUGUACCCGGGUUCGUGUCCUCGCUACGACCUGCUCAACGCAGAUAACUGCAUCAGCAACGCUCAGCUGGCCUUCUUUCUCCUAGAGAAGCACACGCCCAUUAGACCGGACAUCACCGCGGAGGAGCUGGCUGAAGGCAGCCCGAACAUCGAGAAGGCUGUGCGUGCCAUUGUUUCUCGACUGAAGGUGAUAUCCGCCAAGGCUCAGCUGCAACAGGCGCUGGGCAAACGGCCUUCCAUAAAAGACGAUGGCGGCGAAGACUCUAGUAGCCUCGUGGCGCGCAAGAACUGCUUCGCCAAGGGCAUGGGCCUCAUCCUCGCCGUGCGAGGACGCAAGGCCAGCUUCAACGUGUUCACCAAGUCCACCAGCAACUUCUGCAUCGUUGUCGAAAUCCGUGGUCCAGACAACACGGUCUGCAAGGAAAUCAUCACCAACAAGUCGCCGCGACGCAAGGUCACAGCGAACAGCCCGGAGGCCGACAAAAGCGCGCCGGACGGAGCUGGUCAGGACGACAAGAAGAUCCUAAUCGAGUACGACAUCCAUCCGGGUAUGGUGGCCGUCAAGUACACACCCGUUCUUAAAGGCAAGCACCAGCUGAGCAUCAUCUGGCACGGACAGCACCUGGCCGGAAGCCCGUUCACGGUGAACGUGGACGACUCUACCGACUACGCGGACGACUUGCUCCUCCAGAGACAAGAUUCGGUCGAAUCGCAGAGCUCCGAGAAAGAUGAGAAGCUUUACCCCGCUCCAGCGAGCCCCACCUCGGCAGCGCAGCUCAAAGGAAAGAUCAAAAGGCGCCGCGUGUUGCGCAGGAUCGUCAACGUCAAUGGCCAGGACAUCGUCAUCGAAGGAGACGACAAGGACAAGCUCUGCGAGGUACUGCGAUCCUUGUCGUCCAACGUGUUCAGGCAGAACGGUGGCGACUAUAGCUCGGGACGCGAGAAGCGCACCGCUGCGACGGCCGACGGUACGCGCGUCGCCAAGCCUUUCUUCUCACCCGCGAGCAGUCCGGAGUCGUCUCCAGACACCUACAGCUACGUGGACUACGGCAAGUCCCUGUGGGAGCGGUCCAAGCACGCUCCUUCCAAGCUCGCAAUGCCGGAGAUCAUCGUCUCCUCGUGCAGCCCGCACGCUAGCGAAGAAGAGCGCACUCCUGAGAUUGUCGCUGAAGCUUCGGCUGACCGGCGUUGUCCAGAUGCGCUCGGCGGAAGAGCGUCCCCGACUGUCAAUGUUUCACUGAGUGGCAGAGCUUCUCCGUGUGGAACAGUGUCCCCAAGUGGAACCAUCACUCCAAGUGGAAGAGUGUCACCCAGCGGGACGCUCACUCCGAGCGGCAGGGUGUCGCCUUGUGGAAGGACAUCCCCGAACGCAUUUCCUGAGGUCAGCGAGUUCGACGAGUUUUCUUCCGCCACACUAAACUCCGCAGGCGGAGGAAGCAGUGCUGCGCGGGCACUCUUUGUGAGCGAUAUGUUGCGUCAAGAGACGGGGCUGCCUUACAGUGUGGCAUCGCACGAGCUGGAGGGGGUUGCACAUCUGCCCUCAGAGGGUGAAGGCGGCGAUGCAACGUUCGUCGGAGCGGAGUCACCUGCAGUGAACGAUGACCUUGUGGAGUGCGCGGCGCACAAGCAGCUGGAGAGGACCCUAUCAAUAAUAUCAGAGGAGAGCGACAAGUCGCCUUCCGAUCAAAUGGAGUCGCCGGAAUCGGGGGAUAGCGCGGACAAGAUCGACACCCCGCCUUCGUAUGAGUACCCCGUUACCGAAGCAGACGGUGACUUCAAGCCUAGUCAGCUGCAACCCGAUGAGACUGCAUUCGCGAGCCGUCCUGUUCCCUCUGAAAGACAUAGCCGGAUGUCGGUUCUCGAGAGAGCGAAAUCACUAGAGAGUGCGUGUCCUCAGCCGUCCCCUGUGAAGAGGCAGCUAUCUCAGUUCGACGUGUCGUUGUCUCAGCAAGCACCGUUGUCAAAACUAGACGAGUUAUACCUCGACACUGUGAAGCUGAAGCAAUUCUUCACUGAAAACUUCAAGAAGACAAUGCAAACAAGCAGCACAACGCAUACCUUCAUCUCCUCGGGCGAUCGCGAUGAGUUCGUGUCUGUGAGGGACAUGGUGAAAGUGUGGGAACAUCGGCAAAGCCCGAACCAGUGCGGUAGCCCUGAGCAGGUCAGCCCACGCGGCGAUGCCAACGGACGACAGGGCGUCGAGAGGAGGUUUAGAGUAACACAGGUCGCAGCUUCUAGUAAGGAAAACGAACCAGAUUUAGUCAAAGACGCUAUUCAUCCGCAAGCCGCUCGUCGUCAGCUCCCGUGCUCGGUGGACAGUGGCGACGGGUCCAGCGGUCAGUCGUCAGAGGACAAAGGGACGACGACUUGGAGUGAUAGAGCGCUGUACAACAAGACACAGCGGCAGCGCAGAUGCAACACGCAGGACACCCUCCGGUUUCCCCACUACUGUAGAGCAGAUCGCCACGGCAACACAUGCCGUCCACCGACGGAACUGGACAGGACGCCGGUCCAGUAUGGCUCCGACAAGGGAGAUCGAGGUUCUGUCACAAUCUGUUGCGACGUCAACGGCCCCAGCAGCAGCACUGCGCAUUCUACGACGCGACCGGUCAGCCCGACGCUAGUCGCACUGCGGAAGCGAAACGCCCCUCUGUGCGACUUUCGCGACAAUCAUCUACGACAACGCGAGUCUUACCGGAGACCUUCGUACGAGUUUUGGUUCGGCGCUCACAGCGAAGAAGGGGGCGGUGAGUGCAGCCGCGCCACCGAGAACGCCGACCGAGAUUGUCUGCUCAGGAGACAUCCUUCAACGGCAGCAGGUCGGUCUGACGAAGAUGCUUCCGAAGAGGAGGACUAUGCCGAAUCCGAAGACGGCAGUGCUUACAGUUCUUCGUGCGAGUACGGUUCCGAAUACAUUGACGACGCACUGCACGACUCUUCCCUGAUCCUGGAAUCCUACGCCUCGUUCGAGCUGGUCAAAUCCUCGAGCGAGGUGGUGGGCGGCCUCUACUACGACUGCAGGGAGCCAGACGACGAGCUGUUCGCCGAGCCAACUUCUCGCCCCGAGAAGUGCCUGGCUUCCGGUGCACGGCUCUACUUCGGACAGGUCGGCACCGAAAAUCACUUCCAGGUUAGCACGAAGGACGCCGGCAAGGGACCCCUCUCGGUCAGCGUGCAAGGCCCCAACGCCGGCUCCGUCAUAAACGUCUCGGUCACCUACUGCGGCCAAGACGAGUACACAGUCACGUACAAAGUCAUUGAGCCAGGAUACUACAUCAUCCACAUCAAGUGGGCUGAGUGGCCCAUACCGGACAGUCCAGUGAUGUGCAAAGUGACUGCGUGAGCCUAGCGCACCGGAUGCUCUCGGAACAGCAGAGACUCGCUGCGAGCACUGGUCAACACCGCAGCGGAACUCCUUUCCGAGAAUGUGUGCGCGCGUCGUUUCGGUCUUCUACGUUCCUCUACGCAACGGAAGGGUUGCAUGUGCAGUGUACAGAAACUCCUGAUCACGAAACCUUAAUUUAUUGCGAGUCAUUCGCACACAUCACAUCCAUUCACCGCUAAAUAAAGCAUUCAUGAUAUGUUUACUAUGCACACUGA
Dermacentor silvarum is the source of this 4682-nucleotide messenger RNA. RefSeq lists its product as uncharacterized. The coding region runs from base 577 to 4425 and encodes 1282 amino acids. Gene Ontology annotation, biological process: actin cytoskeleton organization. The record is from RefSeq and is a predicted model, not a curated record. The transcript has 6 exons. Lineage: Eukaryota; Metazoa; Arthropoda; Arachnida; Ixodida; Ixodidae. Gene Ontology annotation, molecular function: actin filament binding.